Molecule: messenger RNA, 895 nt
Organism: Bombina bombina (fire-bellied toad)
Lineage: Eukaryota; Metazoa; Chordata; Amphibia; Anura; Bombinatoridae
Product: HEPACAM family member 2-like
Exons: 5
Coding region: 14-895 (293 amino acids)
Source: RefSeq, a predicted model, not a curated record
AAAUAGUACAAACAUGAUUUUACUCCUCGCUAUAGCAAUAUGGAUUCUGAUAACCUCAGCACAAGGUUACUCUCCUGUGAGUGAAGUGUUUGCUGAACCAGGAGCUGAUGUUGUGCUGCCCCUAGAGGUGACACUGACCAGGAAUAAACCGAAAUGUGAUGGCUAUGAAUGGAGACAAAAUGAUAUUCUAUUAGUGAGAGAGAGAAACUGUACCCUGAUUAAGUAUAUUAAUAGGAGACACCUGACCUAUAACAUCAAUCAAAAUGCAAGUCUGGUGUUAUAUAGUGUGACCAGAGAGCAUGCUGGGUAUUAUACUGUACAAGUGUUUAACUCUAAUAGAUCAUCUAAAUAUAGCAAAACUUUUAUACUUUUAGUACAAGACCCUGUGUCAGUCCCUGACAUGAAUAUCACAUGUGACAUUAGUGGAAGUGCUGUGAUUCGCUGUGAGGUGCAGAAUGGUACAGACCUUUUAUAUAACUGGGCAUUAAAUGGAGACACCAUGCAGGGGAAUAACAGAUCUCAGUGGAGUGUGAGUGUGAAUAAGUUAGUCCUGUUCUCCCCCGGCCCAUGGAACAUCAGCUGCUCAGUGAGGAACCGAGUCAGCGAGAGACACAGUAAUCUGACUACUGUUAUGUGCCCAGAGCCUCUGUCAGAGCCUGUGCUGAAUGUUACCUGCAAUAAGAAGGAUGGCAGCGCAGUGAUUGUUUGUAGUGUGAAGAAGGGGACGGAUCCUAAGUUCUCCUUGGUUUGGAAUGGUCUCUCAAAUAACAGCAGUGUAAUAUUUAUUCCAUGCACCGGUCAAUGGAAAUGUCACCUGCACUGGGCAAAACCCAGCUUGGUACAAAAACACACCCAGAUGUCGGCAUUUGUCCAGGCAUUAGACAAUGCAGUAUAA